Ostrinia furnacalis (Asian corn borer) is the source of this 1199-nucleotide messenger RNA. RefSeq lists its product as uncharacterized. Lineage: Eukaryota; Metazoa; Arthropoda; Insecta; Lepidoptera; Crambidae. The record is from RefSeq and is a predicted model, not a curated record. The transcript is spliced from 8 exons. Bases 63 to 1199 code for a protein of 378 amino acids.
UAACUCAACCGCAGUUCAACGCUACACAUCUAUUCGCAAAUAAUUUUCAUCAGAAACUCAACAUGAAGUUCCUCGUCGUUCUAUCCGCUGUCCUGGCCGUGGCCCUCGCCCGCCCCGAUUCAUACAAGACCGACCACGAUGGCCUGGAUAUCGAGGGCAUCGUGAACAACCCCGAGGCCCUCGCCAAGGUCACGGCCUGCUUCCUCGAGAAGGCACCCUGCACCCCCAUCGCUGCUGAAUUCAAGAGCGUUUUGCCCGACGCGACCGAGACCGCUUGCAGCAAGUGUACCGCCGCCCAGAAGCACAUGCUGAAGCUGUACCUGCUGAAGGUCCGCGAGACCGCGCCCGACGACCUGAAGGCCCUCAAGACGAAGUACGACCCUGACUCCAAGCAUAUCGACGCUCUGAUCGCCGCCAUCAAGGACGCGAAUCCCAAGAUGAAGGUCCUCGUGUUGUCUGCUGUACUAGCCAUCGCUUUGGCAGCUCCUUACAGCACCGACAAUGAUGACCUGGACGUGGAAGCUAUCGUGUGUAACCCGGAGACCCUUUCGAAGGUCACUCAAUGCUUCCUGGACAAGGGACCCUGCUCUGAAGUUGCUGCUCAAUUCAAAAGCGUGUUGCCCGACGCUACUGCAACAGCGUGCAGCAAAUGCACCCCAGCUCAGAAGCACAUGCUGAAGCGUUACCUGCAGCAGGUCAAGGAGACCUCCCCUGAUGACCUUCAGGCCCUAAGAGAGAAGUACGACCCUGACUCCCAACACAUUGACGCUUUGUUAUUCUGUCAACUGAUCCUCAACAGGCAAAGAAGACUCUAUUUGCUAAACCCAAAGAUGAAGGUCAUCUUCUGUGCUGUGCUGGCUGCGAUGGCGCCCCUAGUGCUAUGCUACGAUGAAAUCUACGAUAAAAUAGAUGUCGAUAAGAUCAUAAACGAUGACGCCCUCUUCACUAGCUACCUUAACUGCUUGCUGGACAAAGGGCCCUGUGAUCAGGAGCAUUCUCCCGAGUUUAGAAAACUGCUACCUGAAGUGAUAGCCACAGCAUGCGCCAAGUGCACUCCAAUCCAAAGGCAGCACGUCCGAAAGACCGUGAAAGCAAUCACAGAUAAGAAGCCUGAAGAAUUCAAGGAGUUCAUAUCUAAGUACGACCCCGACCACACCCAUGAAAAGGCUUUCACUGCCUUCGUUCUCGCUACCGAUUAA